Messenger RNA from Spizellomyces punctatus DAOM BR117, 759 nucleotides. RefSeq lists its product as uncharacterized. The record is from RefSeq and is a predicted model, not a curated record. Gene Ontology annotation, biological process: carbohydrate metabolic process. The transcript has 3 exons. The coding region runs from base 1 to 759 and encodes 252 amino acids. Gene Ontology annotation, cellular component: extracellular region. Gene Ontology annotation, molecular function: chitosanase activity. NCBI's taxonomy places the organism in Eukaryota, Fungi, Chytridiomycota, Chytridiomycetes, Spizellomycetales, Spizellomycetaceae.
AUGCAUGUCCCCACAUCCAUUAUUCUCGCGGUUGCCGUUGCGGCUGCACCAGCGCUCGCAGCCUUGUCUGACUGCCAGAAAUCUAUUGUCCAGCAACUGACAAAUACAUAUGAAAACAGUCAGCUCAACUUUGCGUUUGAUUACUGCGAGAAUAUUAAAGAUGGAAGAGGAUAUACUGUUGGAAUUGUAGGGUUUACAACCGCAACACGGGAUGCAUUCGAUGUUGUCAACACAUAUACCAAAUCUUCAAAUUACACGGGGGAAUUUGAUCCCUACUAUGACCGCCUAAAGCAACUCAAUCAAACAGGCGAUUCAUCAACAUCCGGGUUGAAUGGUUUCUGUGAUGCUUGGUACACAGCCUCAUCCAACCCAGCAUUCCGAGCAGUCCAGGUCGCAAAAGCCGAUACACUCUACUACGUCCCCUCACAAGGCUACGCUGAACAGCUCAACCUGAAUUUGCCAGUCUCCAGAGGCCAGUUGUACGAUGCGGCCAUUCAGCACGGCACGGACCCUGAUCCUGAUUCUCUACCUUCGAUGAUAUCGCGGGUUCCAAAACCUUCUGAUAUGGAUGAAUUGACAUGGAUAAGUAACUUUAUGAAAGAACGCACUCGCACGUUGUGUAACACCGCGAAUAAGGCGACACAAAAGGCUGUGAUUUGGGACUCUGGACGAGGUACAUUCCUGGCCCGGCUGCCGGCGGAAAGGCUGGAUUGUCGGGUGCAGCCGUUGCGGGUAUCGUUAUUUGCAUUUUGUUGGUAG